This is a messenger RNA of Esox lucius (northern pike), 2170 nucleotides long. RefSeq names its product WASP family member 3a (gene wasf3a). Gene Ontology annotation, cellular component: cytoskeleton. Lineage: Eukaryota; Metazoa; Chordata; Actinopteri; Esociformes; Esocidae. Bases 143 to 1504 code for a protein of 453 amino acids. Gene Ontology annotation, biological process: actin cytoskeleton organization; positive regulation of Arp2/3 complex-mediated actin nucleation. Gene Ontology annotation, molecular function: actin binding; protein kinase A regulatory subunit binding; Arp2/3 complex binding. The transcript has 9 exons. The record is from RefSeq and is a predicted model, not a curated record.
CUCACAGAAAGAAUCCCGCCCUGGUGAGAUGAGCAGACAGGAUGGCUACUCGAUCGGUGGACCGGCACUGAAAACACCUGAAAGGACUCUUCUGGUUAUUGUGGGUGGCUGUGAGGCCCAGCGGGGGGGGUGAGGAGAGGUCAUGCCCCUGGUCAAGAGGAACAUAGAACCCCGGCACGUCUGUCGCGGGUCCCUGCCCGAGGGGAUUGGCAGCGAGCUGGAGUGUGUCACCAACAACACUCUCUCUGCCAUCAUACGCCAGCUCAGCAGUCUAAGUAAACAUGCGGAGGACGUCUUUGGAGAGCUUUUUAGUGAGGCGAACACCUUUUAUGUGCGUGCAAACGGUCUCCAGGACCGCAUCGACCGCUUGGCUGUCAAGGUCACCCAGCUGGAUUCCACUGUGGAGGAGGUCUCUCUACAGGACAUCAAUAUGAGGAAGGCAUUUAAGAGUUCCACAGUGCAGGACCAGCAGGUGGUGUCCAAGAGCAGCAUGCCCAACCCUUUGGCGGAGAUGUACAGCACCAGCGACCGGCCUCCUCCUCUCAGCGUACUCUCUGCUUACAGAGACGACCACACUGAUGGGAUGAAGUUCUACACGGACCCGUCAUACUUCUUCGACCUGUGGAAGGAGAAAAUGCUGCAGGAUACAGAGGACAAGAGGAAGGAGAGAAGAAGACAACGGGAGCAGAAGCGGUGUGUUGAUGGCACUCUUCAGCGUGAGGUAAAGAAGGUUCGUAAAGCCCGAAACCGCCGCCAGGAGUGGAAUAUGAUGGCGUUCGACAAAGAACUGCGCCCUGACCACCGUCAUCCUCAGUCUCUCCACCGGGGGGCUUCGUCUGAGGGCUCCCUCUCCCCAGAGAGCCGGUACUGUCAUGACCUGGCAGAAUACCCAGGCCUCCACCAUGUUGCGUCCCACCAUGCUCUGGCUCACCCCCACCUGCCCGCUGACGUCCACGAGUCCAUAGAGCACGAGUACCACAUCAUUGGAGGCACACACUCACCACCUCACCAACGCUCCGCUCACAGAAUGAAUGGCACCGUGACGCUUCCGCCGGAAGACUACAAUGUGAUGGAGUACUACGCCAGUUCUGGACCAUCCCCCCCUCCCCCAGCCCCUCUCAUCCCAUCCGCCCAGACAGCCUUUGGCUCUCCUGUGACGUCCCCCGCCAGUCAGACUGGACCAGUACCAGGGGCCGUGGGCUACGGUUUCCCACCCCUACCUCCGCCAGGCCCACCUCCGCCACCGGCACCCCCCGCACUGCCCCAACCUGCAGGUGAUGGGAAGAGACAGGACGCCCAGCACGUGCCUGGGACUCGAAGUGACCUUCUGUCAGCUAUUCGUAUGGGUAUCCAGCUGAAGAAGGUGCAGGAGCAGCAGGAGCAGCAGGCCAAGAAGGAGCUGGUGGGGAACGACGUGGCCACCAUCCUGUCCCGACGCAUCGCCGUGGAGUACAGCGACUCGGAGGACGACUCAGAGCUGGAGGACAACGACUGGUCAGACUGACCCCGACCGACAAAGACAGUGCACUUUAAUGUGGAUGGUUUAUGGGAGUCAUUCUGUAUAUUCAAUCAGGGACACUGUUUGCACUGAACAGUUCUGGAUAACCUUUGGACACGCACGGCCACACAGUUUCUGUGCAGCUGCGGGUGAAAUGUGCUGUUUCAUCAUAAUCACGUUCUGCAACAGUCAGCAUAUACUGACAUCACAUGCAUCAAGAACUCCAGCUGCCCUUCAGAGAUUUGAAAAUUACUUGUGAAAGGGUUAAUAUUGAUAAUUGAGAAUAGGCUGAUGGGUCCCACUCAUGAGAUGUUCUGUGCUGUAAAUGAGUGUACUUUAGUGGCGAUGCAAUGUGCUGAAGUAUUCAGAUUCAACUGAGAGCUACGUUGACCAAAAUUCCAAGUGGGGAAUUUAAACUUUUACAGCUAAAGUUUCUGAUCCCUCUAACAGAUACUAACAUUAUCAUUUUAUUUAACAGAAAUGUCCAACUCUGUCCUGUAAGUGUGACUAAUCAUUGUAUAGGAUUUGAUCUGGAUUUCCCAUCUUCUGUUAACACCCAUGAAUUUAGUAUCAUGACCUGUUUGCCAGGAAAAGACAAAUACAUACUGUCAUAAAAGUAUCCCCUUAGAACAUGUUACGCCCAAUUAAAAUCCCAACCACAUCCUCGCUUAA